UUCAGGGACUCCAACUGGCGACAAUGACAGCAGACAAGUUGGUUUUCUUUGUGAAUGGCAGAAAGGUGGUGGAGAAGAAUGCAGACCCAGAAACAACUCUUUUGGCCUACCUGCGGAGGAGCUUGGGGCUGAGUGGGACCAAGCUGGGCUGUGGAGUAGGAGGCUGUGGUGCUUGCACCGUGAUGGUUUCCAAGUAUGAUCAUCUCCAGAACAAGAUCGUCCACUUUUCUGUCAAUGCCUGCCUGACCCCCAUCUGCUCUUUGCACCACGUUGCCGUGACGACUGUGGAAGGAAUAGGAAGCACCAAGUCGAGGCUGCAUCCUGUGCAGGGACGUGGGAGCCAGAGCCUCCAGUUGAGCAAGCUGAUUACACUCCUUGAGAGGAGCAUCUUGGAGCAGUUAAGCGAGUCUUCCUUCAUCUGA
This is a messenger RNA of Hipposideros armiger (great roundleaf bat), 422 nucleotides long. Its product is annotated as xanthine dehydrogenase/oxidase-like. NCBI's taxonomy places the organism in Eukaryota, Metazoa, Chordata, Mammalia, Chiroptera, Hipposideridae. Bases 24 to 422 code for a protein of 132 amino acids. The transcript is spliced from 6 exons. The record is from RefSeq and is a predicted model, not a curated record. Gene Ontology annotation, molecular function: iron ion binding; 2 iron, 2 sulfur cluster binding; oxidoreductase activity.